GCGCUGACUGAAAUCAUGACGAAUGGAUCUAAUAGCGACUAAAAUCGCCGUUGCCGUUAUAUUUGCUUUCAUUCGAGUCUUUUUCGGUUUAUUACCAAUUAAAAUCUACAAGAUAUUAAAAAUAUGGGAGAAAGAAGACGAAGGGGCCGCUUUUAUCAACGAACGAAGACACAAGCAAGUGAAUUGUUCGUUGGCGAUAUUUCAGAGUUUUGGUGGAGGCGUUCUAUUCGCCACUUGCUUUUUACAUAUGAUACCGGAAGUGAAUAAAUCGGUUCAAUUUCUUUGCAAAGAUAAUGGAAUGGGGACUUCCUAUCCUUUUGCUCAAGUUAUCGUUUCGACGGGAUUCUUCUUGGUUUAUUUCGUCGAAGAAAUCUCUCAUUGGUUAAUCACAAGGAUGGGAAGAGAAACUCGAAAAAGUAUUCAGUGUAAAAGAAAUUCCUGUUCUCAAAGUUUGAAGGAGAAUAAGAUUCACCCGGGGGAGAUUAAUGGUACUCCGGAACGUGUUUACAUCAUUGAUCCCUCUCCAAAAAAAUCGCCACCAACUUCAGCGUCCAUAGUAUCAGAAAAAAAUAAAAGAAACUUAAAGAUAGAUCUCGAAUUAGACGACAUUUCAAAAAACACCUUCCUUGAAGAUGACGAAACCGCCGAAGAGGAAAAACAACUUGAAAAACUCCUAGUAAAGCAAGAAAAAAAUCAACAACAAGUACUUCGUUGUUGUUUAGUUAUCUUAGCUUUAUCGUUACACGGAUUUUUCGAAGGCUUAGCAAUCGGGCUUCAAGUUUCGAUUUCAAACAUCUGGUAUCUUUCGACAGCAAUUUCAAUACAUUCAGCAACUAUUUUAUUUUGCGUCGGUUUGGAAUUGUUAAUUGCUCGAACGAAAAUGAAAAUAAUCGUUUUAAAUGUUUUCAUUUUAUCAUCGACGAGUCCUUUUGGAGUCUUAUUGGGUUUAGUUAUUACUUUAUAUGCUGACAUGAAUACAACAGCAAAAUCUUUAGCCGUUGUUUUAUUAGAAGGAUUAUCAGCUGGAACUAUUUUGUAUAUUACAUUUUUUGAAGUUUUAAAUCGUGAAAAAGAAAGAAGGGUUAUUAUACUUACACGCGCGUGUUUUAUUUUAACUGGUUUUACGUUGAUGGCUAUAUUGGAAUAUGUUGAAUUAGGGAAAUGAAAUAAAAACUUAACCCUGCAUAAAAAAGUGAAA
Molecule: messenger RNA, 1198 nt
Organism: Onthophagus taurus
Lineage: Eukaryota; Metazoa; Arthropoda; Insecta; Coleoptera; Scarabaeidae
Product: zinc transporter ZIP3
Biological process (GO): zinc ion transmembrane transport
Cellular component (GO): plasma membrane
Molecular function (GO): zinc ion transmembrane transporter activity
Source: RefSeq, a predicted model, not a curated record